CAGCUGAAUUUGCCAGAUAACCUCAGUAGCUUGAAACCACUCGGAUUAAAGCUGAACAAUUCUCCCGAGCUGGCCAGGUGGAUCGAGAGACAACUGAAUCGUCCUCCGACCGGAAAAACCAGGGCUUCCGAUAAGCCGAAACCUGUCAUCACUCCCGCAAGUAUGCUCAAGAUCGGUUCUUGGGAGAGAGUUGCGAAGAAUACGAGUGAUCUGACGACCAAGUGUUACUUCGCGAAGAGGAAACUGGUCUGGGAGAUAUUGGAAGGAGGGUUGAAGAGGAAGAUGGAAAUGCAGUGGUCUGAUAUCAUCGCCAUUGACGCCUGUAUUCGUGAAAAGGAGCCUGGAGUUCUUCGUAUCGAGUUGAAUCAGUGUCCAAGUUUCUUUCAAGAAAAGGACCCGCAGCCGAGAAAGCACACAAUCUGGAUGCCGACAUCGGAUUUCACAGGCGGCCAAGCUUCGAAAUGCAGGAGGCAUGAAAUAGUGUUUUCACCAGGGAACCUAGACAAGCCAUACAAGAGUCUUCUACAAGCCGACCAAAACCUCUCUGAACUAAGCAGUAAGCCAUUCCCCAGUCUCGAAGAUCCUUACUUCCCAUCUCUGUAUCCCGAUUUCAACCCGACCCCCAACUCGGUUACGAACCCAAAUCCUCAGCAGCAGUUCCCCCAGCUUUCCUCUCCAUCCCCAAUUCCAGGUACUAAAACAACGUAG
Messenger RNA from Linum tenue, 708 nucleotides. The record is from the annotation of a GenBank genome assembly. NCBI's taxonomy places the organism in Eukaryota, Viridiplantae, Streptophyta, Magnoliopsida, Malpighiales, Linaceae.